Molecule: messenger RNA, 7254 nt
Organism: Manis pentadactyla (Chinese pangolin)
Lineage: Eukaryota; Metazoa; Chordata; Mammalia; Pholidota; Manidae
Gene: ATP7B
Product: ATPase copper transporting beta
Exons: 21
Coding region: 722-5233 (1503 amino acids)
Biological process (GO): copper ion homeostasis; monoatomic cation transport
Cellular component (GO): trans-Golgi network; membrane; perinuclear region of cytoplasm
Molecular function (GO): copper ion binding; ATP hydrolysis activity; P-type divalent copper transporter activity
Source: RefSeq, a predicted model, not a curated record
CCAUUCUGCCGGCUGACUGAUCCAGUCUGCGGUGUGGACCCCGCCGCCCCUGGGGUGCUGCCAGGACUGGGCGGCCGGGCUGUCCUCCCGUGGCGGCGAGGCCGCCUGCUGAGCAGAGCAGGAGGCUGCCGGACUUGGGGUUCUGCUGUCGUGCGCUCCGAGGACCCCCGGGCGUGCAGCGGGCAUCCUCGGCGGUCCAGGGGGGCACAGAGCUGCAGGGAACUCUGACGCCUCUCUGACAACGCAGGCCGUGUUGCCUGGGAAACGCUUCUGUUUCCCCAGGGCUCUGCACACGCCCCGGGGCAGCUAUGGAAGAAGCAGCUAAAGUUAUUCCAAGAAAACAGUCAAGUUUGGUAAUAAGAGGAAGUGACCUCUCCCCCGGGCCUCUGGGCUGGGUUCCUGGGAGUGCACCUGCCAGGAGGAAACCGGGCACAGCCCCGGGACGUGACCACUCGCUGGGCUCCCGGGCCUGCCGGCCAGGGGUCUGGGCAGCGCUGGGCCCAGGCCGGGCCGUGGGCAGCUUCCCAGUGCCGGAGGCAGAGGGAGCCGAGCGGAGCCGGUGGGCUGAGGGUGUAGAUAAGCGAGAGCAAACAGGCCCGGCGGCGCGCAGCCUGCCCGAGGGCCUGGUCCGCUGCGGGCCUGGGCUGGGCUGGCAGCCUCUCCGCGCGGGCUCGGGUGCAGAGGGGCCCUUGCUGGAGCAGAGGUGUGACCGGACGCGGCGAUGGAGGGAGCUGGGGCCGAGACAGCCCGGGUCCCCGGGCAGCCCUUCCUCGCAACUCUGGGUGACCCACAGGGGACCCUGCGGUCAGGGCACAGGCGGUGGUUCUUCAGGAGGAGCCCUCGGGCCAGGGGCCCCACCGGGCCAGAGGAGGGAGAAUCUUCACGGGAGGUUCCGAGUGGAGCUCAGCACGUCGGUGCCAGCCAGGUCCUCUCCAACCCGUCUCUGCCUGCUUGUGCCCAGGAGCCAGCGAUGAAGCAGAGCUUCGCCUUUGACAACGCUGGCUACGAGGACGGGCUGCCCGGAGUGCACCCUUCCCAGACGGCCAUUGGCACCGCCAGCGUUUUGGGCAUGACGUGCCAGUCCUGUGUGAAGUCCAUCGAGGACCGGAUUUCCAGGUUGAAAGGCAUUGUGAGCGUCCGGGUUUCCCUGGAACAGGGCAGUGCCACUGUGAAAUAUGUGCCGUCGGUCGUGAGCCUGUCGCAGGUGUGCCGUCAAAUUGAGGACAUGGGCUUCGAGGCCAGCGUCGUGGAAGGAAGGGCCGCCUCCUGGCCCUCGAGGUCCUUGCCCACCCCGGAGGCCGUGGUCAAGCUUCGGGUGGAGGGCAUGACCUGCCAGUCCUGCGCCAGCUCCAUAGAAGGAGAGCUCGGGAGACUGCAGGGAGUCAGCAGGGUCAGAGUCUCGCUCGGCAGCCGGGAGGCAGUUGUCACCUACCAGCCUUGUCUCAUUCAGCCCCGAGACCUCAGGGACCGCGUGAACGACAUGGGCUUCGAAGCCACCAUCAAGACCAAGGUGGCUCCCCUGAGCCUGGGGCCCAUUGAUGUUGGGCGGCUGCAGAGCGCCAACGCAGAGACACCCCCGGCCUCCGCCAGCCAGAAUCUCAGUAACCCUGAGACUCUGCGCCACCGAGGCAGCCGUGUGGUCACCCUGCACCUGAGCAUAGACGGAAUGCACUGUAAGUCUUGCGUCCUGAAUAUUGAAGAGAAUAUAGGCCAACUUCCAGGGGUUCAAAAUAUCCAUGUGUCCUUGGAGAACAGAGUGGCCCAAGUUCAGUAUGAUCCCUCCCGGGUCUCCCCAGCGGCCCUGCAGAGGGCCGUGGAGGCUCUUCCCCCCGGGAACUUCAAGGUCUUUCUUCCUGACGGAGCCGACGGGAGUGGGGCGGAUGACCGGCCUCCCGCGUGUCGCCGGGGCCCGACCCCAGGCAGCCAGGCACAAGGCGUGAGCUGCUCCGGGGGCCUUGCCAUCGGUGGCAUGACCAGCACGUCCUGUGUCCAGGCCAUCGAGGGCCUCGUCGCCCAAAGGGAAGGGGUGCAGCAGAUAUCAGUCUCCUUGUCCGAAGGGACCGGAACGGUUCUCUAUGACUCCUCUGCGAUCACCCCGGAAGAGCUGCGAGGUGCUGUGGACGACAUGGGGUUUGAAGCUUCCGUCAUUUCUGAAAACUGCUCUAGCAACCAUGUGGGAAACCACAUGGCGGGGAGUUCCGUGGUGCCAGCUGCAGCGUGCACACCUGCGCCGGUGCGGGAAGUGGCUCCCCACGCUGGCCACAGUCCCGGCCGCUUGACGGCCCCGCGAGCCUGCGCCACAGUGGAGCCGCAGAAGUGCUUCUUACAGGUGACGGGCAUGACCUGUGCCUCCUGUGUGUCUCACAUAGAGAGAAGCCUGCAGAAGGAGGCCGGCGUCCUCUCCGUGCUUGUCGCCUUGAUGGCCGGGAAGGCAGAGGUGAAGUACGACCCGGGGCUCAUCCAGCCCCCGGAGAUCGCCGAGCUCAUCCGGGGCCUGGGCUUCGGGGCGGCGGUGAUGCAGGACCACGUGGGCCCGCACGGAGACCUCGAGCUGCUGAUCUCCGGCAUGACGUGCGCGUCCUGCGUCCGCAACAUCGAGGCCUGGCUCUCGCGGACGGCCGGCGUCACCCGCGCCUCCGUGGCCCUCGCCACCAGCAGGGCCCGCGUGAGGUUUGACCCCGAAGUCAUCGGCCCGCGGGACAUUGUCAACAUUAUCGAGGAAAUCGGCUUUGGAGCCUCUCCGGCCCAGAGAACGCCCAGCACUCAUCACUUGGACCACAAGGGGGAAAUAAAGCAGUGGAAGAAGUCUUUCCUGUGCAGCCUGGUGUUCGGCAUCCCUGUUAUGGGCUUAAUGAUCUAUAUGUUGAUACCCAGCAGCCGGCCCGAGGCCAUGGUCCUGGACCACAACAUCAUCCCAGGGCUGUCCGUUCUAAACCUUGUCUUCUGGAUCUUGUGUACCUUUGUCCAGUUCCUGGGCGGGCGGUACUUCUACGUUCAGGCCUACAAGUCUCUGAGACACAGGGCCACCAACAUGGACGUGCUCAUCGUGCUCGCCACCAGCAUCGCUUACGCCUACUCCUCCGUCAUCCUGGUGGUGGCCAUGGCUGAGAAGGCGGAGAGGAGCCCCGUGACCUUCUUUGAUACGCCCCCCAUGCUCUUCGUGUUCAUUGCCCUGGGCCGGUGGCUGGAACACGUGGCAAAGAGCAAAACCUCAGAAGCCCUCGCCAAACUCAUGUCCCUGCAAGCCACAGAGGCCACUGUCGUGACGCUUGGCGAGGACGACUUGAUCAUCAGAGAGGAGCAGGUGGCCGUGGAGCUGGUGCAGCGGGGCGAUGUCAUCAAGGUUGUCCCCGGGGGAAAGUUCCCAGUGGACGGGAAGGUCCUGGAAGGCAGUACCAUGGCCGACGAGUCCCUCAUCACAGGGGAAGCCAUGCCGGUCACGAAGAAGCCCGGGAGCACGGUGAUCGCCGGGUCUAUGAACGCACACGGCUCUGUGCUCGUCAGCGCCACCCAUGUGGGCAGCGACACCACCUUGGCCCAGAUCGUGAAGCUGGUGGAAGAAGCUCAGAUGUCAAAGGCCCCCAUUCAGCAACUGGCUGAUCGGUUCAGUGGAUAUUUUGUCCCAUUUAUCAUCAUCAUUUCAACUUUGACGUUGGUGGUAUGGAUUAUAAUCGGUGUUACCGACUUUGGUGUUGUUCAGAAAUACUUUCCUACCCCUGAGCACAUCCCCCGGGCAGAGGUGGUCGUCCGGUUCGCGUUCCAGACGGCCAUCACGGUGCUGUGCAUCGCCUGCCCUUGCUCUCUGGGCCUGGCCACGCCCACGGCGGUCAUGGUGGGCACCGGCGUGGCUGCACAGAACGGCGUCCUCAUCAAGGGAGGCAAGCCCCUGGAGACGGCUCACAAGAUAAAGACUGUGAUGUUUGACAAGACCGGCACCAUCACCCGUGGGGUCCCCGAGGUCAUGCGGGUCCUCCUGCUGGUGGACGUGGCCACGCUGCCCCUCAGGAAGGUUCUCGCUGUCGUGGGAACGGCAGAGGCCAGCAGCGAGCACCCGUUGGGCGUGGCUGUCACCAGAUACUGUAAAGAGGAACUUGGGACAGAGACCCUGGGGUACUGCACAGACUUCCAGGCAGUGCCAGGCUGUGGAAUCGGCUGCAGGGUCAGCAGUGUGGAUGGCCUCCUGGCCAACGGUGAGCGCCCGCUGAGUGAGCCGGCCGCUCACCUGACCAGGGCUGGCAGUGCUCCCGAGGAAUCAGCAGCUCCCCAGACCUUCUCUGUGCUGAUCGGAAACCGCGAAUGGAUGAGGCGCAAUGGCCUAGCUGUGCCCGGCGACGUCGGCGACGCCAUGGCGGACCACGAGACGAAAGGCCAGACCGCCAUCCUGGUGGCGAUCGACGGUGUGCUGUGCGGCAUGAUCGCCAUCGCGGAUGCUGUCAAGCGGGAGGCGGCCCUGGCCGUGCACACGCUGAAGAGCAUGGGUGUGGACGUGGUUCUGAUCACGGGGGACAACCGGAAGACAGCCAGAGCCAUCGCCACCCAGGUGGGCAUCAGCAAAGUCUUCGCGGAGGUGCUGCCCUCCCACAAGGUGGCCAAGGUGCAGGAGCUGCAGAAUGCGGGCAGGAAGGUCGCCAUGGUCGGGGAUGGGGUGAACGACUCCCCGGCCUUGGCCCAGGCCGACGUGGGCAUCGCCAUUGGAACGGGCACGGAUGUCGCCAUUGAGGCGGCCGACGUCGUCCUCAUCAGAAGCGAUCUGCUCGAUGUGGUGGCCAGCAUCCACCUGUCCAGGAGGACCGUCUGGAGAAUACGGCUCAAUCUGGUGCUGGCGCUCAUCUACAACCUGCUCGGGAUACCCAUUGCAGCAGGUGUCUUCAUGCCCUUCGGCAUCGUGCUGCAGCCAUGGAUGGGCUCGGCGGCCAUGGCGGCCUCCUCCGUGUCUGUGGUCCUGUCCUCGCUGCAGCUCAAGUGCUAUAAGAAGCCUGACCUGCAGAGGUACCAGGCCCAGGCCCAGGGCCGCCUGAAGCCCCUGACCCCGUCGCAGGUCAGCGUGCGCGUGGGCAUGGACGACCGGCGGUGGGACUCGCCCCGGGCCACGCCCUGGGACCAGGUCAGCUACGCCAGCCAGGUGUCCCUGUCCUCCCUGCGGUCCGACAGGCUGUCUCGGCACAGCGCUGACGACGGUGGGGACAAGUGGUCUCUGCUCCUGAGCGACAGGGAUGAUGAGCAAUGCAUCUGAAAGCCCCGGGCGCGGGCAGCUGUCGGGCCGCCUGGGGACGAGGCUCGGCCGGAGGGCGCAGGUCACAGCGGCUGCAGGCGUUGGAGCUCCUCUCUGCCUUGGGCCCUUCCGGCGUGGACACCGCCCGUCACCCUUCCCUGCGCGUGGCCUCUCCAAGGUCUGGCCCCCACGCAGGCCUGCCCUGCCUGCAUCGCACGGGCCAGGGCAGGCCUCCUGGCCUCCCCGUGCUGCUGCCGUGGGCUUGCUCGGGGCCUUGCUGGGCUCGAGAGGCCCUCCAGCUCUCCUCAGACCUGGGCUUUAGAGUUUGGGGUGACGACGUAGGAAACAAGGAAAAUCUCACCAGAACCAAGAACUCAGCCGGGUCUUUCCAGAACUCAGAAAGCCUUGGCAUCGGGCUCCUUCUGACGACGUGCACUGUGUACCCGAGACCGUGGUCUACCUCGCUGCCCCCGUGUCCUCACGUGGGUCCCGUCAUUGGGGGCAGGCCUCGUGGCCCUGCCACCGCCCCAGCCCUCUGCACGUGCCCCCAUGUCUGCUCCGCCUGGGUCUGCGCCUCCCACACUGAGGGCUGGUUUCUCGCUCACACGUCGCUUCGCCAUGGAGUCGGAGUGCGUGGCGUCUCACUCCACAGAAGGGGCUGCUGGUUUCAAUGCCCAGCCGCAGUGGGGUGUCAGUCCAGAGGCUCGAGAAAUCUGCAACCUGUCGGCCCCAGAUGCUGGGGCCCCUGGGCACCCGUGGUGCAUGAAACGGGUCCUAUGUGGGAGAUGUGUGCCUCGGGAAGCCUCGGCCACACAGUCGGCGCCGUGAUGGGCCCUCACGGAGUGCAGCAGAGGUCUCCCGUCAGCGGUGCCCGGUGCUGUGCGGCGCCCACAUCGCCACGAGCCCCCGCCUCUGCUCCCUGUGUUGGCACCGUGUGAGAGCGCGGACGCAGCUCCCCAAAGGGGAAGCCCACAUGGGACUUGGGGUGCCUCUGGUGCAUGACGUCAGAGGGGCAGGGGUGGGGCUCGGACCCUGGGGCUGGAGGUGACGGGGCCACGUGGGUGCAGACCCGUAGACUCGGAAUACAUUUUCAGGUGAAGCCCUCAACACGGAGUGUGGUUUCAGUUAUUUAUUGAGCACAGUGAUUUUCCAGGGACAGUGUAAGCACUCUGUCCAGCAGACCAGCUGAGUCGUGUGUCCGGCUGUCACCACGAAUUCUGUUUGCUUGAUGAGAAUAAGCAGGAAAGAAGCCUUUGCCCCUGGGAAGCGAACUGCCAUCUGACGGGCUCCUCGCGUCGGCUCGGAAUGGGAUUCGGUCGCAAGGUCGACUCGCCUUUGCCCGGGACGGUUCGUUCCCCGUUUUGCGAUACUGAGUUUCUGCGGGGUCUCGUCCUCUCAAACCGAGUGCGGGGCCUGUUUUCAUUGUUUCCCCUCCUUUCCCUCCCCAGCCCCGUCCUGCUCUGUGUCCGCGUCCCUUGUGUCCUCUGUGCAUCCCUGGCUGUGCUCUGGGGAUGUUUCUUGUUUUCUGACUAGGCUAUUCACUGUCUAAAGAAUCUGAUUGUAUUGAUUUUUCAAAAAGCUUUUAGGGUCAUAAACAUGUUUAUAGGGACAUGAAAAUAUUUAUGUAAUUGUACAGAAUACAACCUUUUAGUUCAAAGAGUAAGAAUUUUUUGUCAGAUAUAAGAACAGUUCUUCGAAAACUUUCCAUGCUAUAUUAGAAUAAAGUUUCUUUUCACCUAAAAGCCCGCCUCAGCUGCCUGUGUCUGAGCCAGCAGCACCGCCCUCAGCAGGGGUGCCUGGGGCCAGCGCUGCUGGGCCUCUGCGGAGGGCAGAGGUCGGGGCUGCCUCCACGCGGGCUGCGAGGGCGCCAGAGCCCCCGAUCUGCAUCCCGCGCCUGGGAAGCCCUCUCCCCAGUGCCGGGCCCGCCUCGGUGGUGUGUGGGGAGAACUCUGAAGGGCCACCACCCCGUCGGGGUCUGUCCCACAGGGCCAGACACGGGCCUGGAAGACACCUUUAAGACGCAGGCCUCUUGUGCAGGGGGC